AUGCGGCUCCAACAACUACAAGCGCGAGUUGACUGCAAGACAGAAACUAUUGUCAGACUAGGAAAAGAUUUGGAAGCAGUCCAAGAAGAAAAUCGACUUAUCAAAGCGAGAUCGUUGACAUUGGAGAGAAACCUAGAAAGGGUGGAACAAGAAGUUCAUAAAUAUGCUGCUAAUGAGGUGGACAUCAAAACCAGUUUCAAAAUUGAAAAGCAGCAACUUACGGACGAGGUUGACAAUCUCAGAAAAGAACUAUUCGAAGCACUCAAGGAGAAUGAGGAGUUGAAGGCGGAAAAGUUUGAUUUACAGAAGGACUGUAAGCUAUUUCGGCAGCGAAUCGCUAAGUAUGAGGUUGAGAAAAUUGAAAUAUUAUUUCAAUCCUCUUUCAAAUUGAUUCUUUCUGUUCAGAUAGCAAAUCUUGAAGGUGCAACACCAGCCAUAAUUGAUGAUGGUUCUCAUAGAAGAUCCACAAUGGACGGGGGAGAGGACGAGCUUGGCAAGUAUGAGAAGCUCUACAAAGAGUUUAAACAGAUCGAAACCGACCUGCACACAGUUCUUGGCAUCAAAGAAGAGCUCAUACUAGAGCGUGAUGCUCUAAUGAAAAAAGUUGAAAGACUUAGUACAGAAAUGGCUUUUCUUCUAAAUGGCGAUCCACGCAGAGUAGCCGAAGAUCUAGACAGUCUUGUUGCUGAGAAUCGCUUCCUGAAAGCCCGCUUAGAUUCAGCGAACGAGGAAAGCGAAACAAUGAAGGCAACACUUUCCAAGUACAGAGCUAUGACUGAAGCGCGACCAUCUACGGUCAAUCGAGUAGUUAGUCAGGAAUCAUCUCUCGGAGAGAAAAGUAGCGUAGCUGUCGUAAAUAUGAAGCAAAUACGUGAAUUACUGUCUUCCCAUGCUAUCAAACUCGAUGACAAUGAUUACAAAGCAAUAACUGCAAUACUACUCGAUUUGUGUAACGAUAAGCAAAUGGCCUUGACACAUCUCAGAAGGGCGAACAAAGUUCUCGGAAAUCGUGUGAACGAAGUGGAAAGCCAUUUAGCGGUUUUGGAGGCGAAAUCAAGAAGUACAAGUCCUAACAAACAAUCAUUGGAGAACGGUUAA
This is a messenger RNA of Strongylus vulgaris, 1098 nucleotides long. Lineage: Eukaryota; Metazoa; Nematoda; Chromadorea; Rhabditida; Strongylidae. The record is from the annotation of a GenBank genome assembly.